AUGAAUAAAGAGGCCAGCAGUACCGAAAAUAUCGGGGUCACUUCGUGUGAAGAAUUCGUGGUGUGAAGUUGCAGCUCUCUGUCCCGUGAAUUUCUUUAAGGUAACUGCUGUAGCCCGUUGUUUCCUCUUAAGACGCGAUUUGGUCGUUAUUAGUUCGUUGAUUUUCUAAAUUUUAGCGUUAUCUCUGCAGUAAGAACGAAAUGGCCGAUAAACCAGACGUAUCUGAGGUGUCAACGUUCGAUAAGAGCAAGUUGAAAAAGACUGAGACACAAGAGAAGAACACUCUUCCAACGAAAGAAAGUGAGUCUUAUUUCGCUUAAUUUUCCUUCCUAGAGAAAUAUUUUCGUGAGCUAAAGCUGAAAAUACGUCAGUAAAGCAGCUAUUUGCUCCUUUAGGGGUGUGUCAUCUUGGGAACACUUUGAAUUCGAGAGCGACACGUUUUUAAAAUUCCGUACUCAUUAUUGUAUCCAAGCUUCAAUGCGCAGCGCGAGUCCCAAGCAUCUUGGCUAUAAUUUUUCGACGGGCUUCGUAUAUAAUGCAAGCACCUUAUCCGUCUUUUUGACACACCCUCUCUAUUCUUUCGUUUCAGCAAUUGACCAGGAGAAGAGCACCUAAGCCAAGAAAUUAUUGAUCAUAACCACUAGCGUGUUGUUAAUGUUAUUCAAAAAUUUGUGUCCUUCUUUUUAUGUUUGUGUCUGCCUUGGAGAAGUUGUGCGCUUAUAGGGAGAUGAAGUUUAUUAGCAUAAAGUUUGUGAUCCCUAAAUCUGUAAAAUUCAAUUGUAGUCAAAUUUAUGGGAAAACGAAAACCAUCUCGUCGAUUUCCUACACUUGAUGUAUUCGUUCCACUUUCGUCGGCCUAGACAAACAUAAAUUGUAGUGAAAUAUUUUUGCACAUUUUAAACAAUAAAGUUGAAUAUUGAACUUGAAAUUUGGGUGUUUGUUUAGAUUACUUUGCUGUUGCUGGGAAAUGCGUAGAGAAAUUGUAAAAUAGUCUUUCGCAACCUUCGAACAAUUGUACUAAUCCUUUCUUCAUCACACCAACAUUUUUCUACCCAAUUGGCCUGAAGUGCCCAUUGAUAGAGGUCGUUUACAAAACGACAAGAAAAUCCCUGAGGACCUAAAAUUAUAGCUUUGUUAUGCCAACUACUGCUGUGAUUUUUCCUAGCCAACACUUGAAAGCCUUGUGAAUGUGAAAAAAUUUUAUAGAUGAAUUCCUUUUAAGGGAAUUUUGCCAAGUGGUGUGAUCAGCACAAAAAAAAACUUCCUGCAGGAAAUGACAGUCAAGGUAUUAGAUUACCUCGGGGUUCAGUUUAAAAUUUAAUCCACAUUUAGAUGAGACUAUUAUUUUUUAUUUAAUUACAUAUUUCAUCUGCAUUGCAACAAGUGUUCAAAAUAUUUUAGAGACUGUUCUGACAUAUUAGUUACUUGAAACUAAAAUGGUUUCUAUCUCAUUAGAAUUGAGUUCCAAACAAAUGUCAAAGAAAUGCAUCAAGAGUUAUCUGAUUAGGUAAGAUUUCCACACAGCCCUGGCUAUACUCAUUAUGCAUGCAGAUUUUGGAUAAAGGUAACAAUGAGGAAAUCAGUAAAGUAUCUCCUGCUACUACUACUGCUUUUUAUGGAGUAGAAUAAGGCUGUGUGGAAAUCUUACCUAGGAUUAAGUUGCACAGGCAGUUUGUAAGAGUUUUGGCCAUCAUAGGAAGGUUGCUUGGCACUGAAAUAUUCUUCUCAAUAGACCUACUUAACUUUUAUUGUUUAUUUUCCCAAGGAAGGUCUCACAGAAAUUUUCAUCUUUGUUUUAUGUAAAUUAUGCUUCCACAUGCACACGAAUAAGAGGAAGCUUAUAAGAUACAGUUCUCUAGGAUAACACAUGAUCUACACUGGAGCAACAAAACAUACUUAAGCUGAAGAGGUCUAUUUGUGACUUAAAAGUUUCAAGUAGGUGAAGCUUUAAAAUACACCGGAAUGUAAAUGAGUAAUGCUCUGUUUGCAUGAAGGGUUGGGUAACUUGCCCUUUGAUCAUUAGUGUUUGUGGGAGGUGAACUUCCUCGCUCUGUAGGACUUGAUGCAAGCAUGUAACUGAACUAGCCAUUUAUGUAACAAGUUAUGAGUAGAGUAAAAUGGUCACAAGGCAAGCAAAAGAGAAAUUAACAAUCUUUAUUCGAAAUUUCCAAUUGUCUUGUCCAUGUAAGAUGAAAGUGUGAGUGCCUCAGAGCUUGAUCACAUUAACUCCUCAAUGAGCAUACUGAUUAAAGCAGCAGCAUCUCAGGUUUGUUCUGUUGCAAUGGCUUUCUUCAGUCCCAAAUGUAACUCUUUUACGUGCACUUCACCCACUUUUCCAUGGGCAAAUGCAGAAAAGUUGGUGAGACAUAGAACACAACUUGUAACUAGAACACAGACACAUUUGAUACUCACUGGCACAUGAAAAUCUGCUUUCUGAAGAACAGUGUUUCAAAAUAUAAAAAUACAUUCCUUGAGAAAGGGGACAUUGUAGGCCUCCAAUCUCCCCGAGUUAACAUCACAAGAUAGUAAUUUUAUAGGGCUGCAGACACUAUGUAUUCCUUAAGAUUAUAAUUUUGCGCGAGAUAACCUUACUGUGUCAGACAGUCUUCCAAGUGGUAGACAUCCCAAAUGCUGACCCCAAACAGGGAUCUUAUUUCUUCCAGCAGUGACCAACUAGACUGUUGUUUGCUAAGUACAGAAUCCAGCAGGGGUUCACAACUUCAGACACCCUUAAUGGAAAAUGAUAGAUAUAUUAUAAUCAAAAUGCCAAAGUUGUAUAAUUUGAUUGCGUAGACGCUGGGUAACUCAGGAAAGGUGAAGGAGAUCUUUUCAUGAAAAAAUGUAUGCAUCCUUGUAUUUUAGUUGUUGGCUAGGAAACAUUUUUAUGAAUAUUUCCAUGGCUUUUUUUAUGUUAUUGCCAACAUUGAUUGACAAUCCUGCUUUGUUGCCUUGUUGGGUGUCUGGGAUUAUUAAGUUAAACCUUAUUAAUCCAAGGAAUUCUCUAAACAUCAGGACAUCUUUGUGAACAAAGCGGCAAUUAAAAUGGUGGUUGUUUUGGUGUAA
This is a messenger RNA of Pocillopora meandrina, 3063 nucleotides long. The record is from the annotation of a GenBank genome assembly. NCBI's taxonomy places the organism in Eukaryota, Metazoa, Cnidaria, Anthozoa, Scleractinia, Pocilloporidae.